This is a messenger RNA of Maylandia zebra (zebra mbuna), 6434 nucleotides long. The record is from RefSeq and is a predicted model, not a curated record. NCBI's taxonomy places the organism in Eukaryota, Metazoa, Chordata, Actinopteri, Cichliformes, Cichlidae.
GCCAACCUGGGAAGCGCUCUCUUCCCGUAGACUGGCAGUGCAAGCGACACUUAGCCCACCAUUGGCUGUCCCGACUGCCGAAGCUGGCAGGCAGUGGCGACAGGGAAGGACCGGACCAACGGACCUUUUUGGUGGAAAUACUGACAUAACGCCGGGAAAUCGGGCGGAAACAAAGGGAAUAUAUGUUUUUAUAAAUGGUCUGGAUUUCCUAAACAGACUGAAACGCUGCUAACGGUGAAUGUUAGCUGGAAGUUUCCUAGCUGGUGCCGUGAUGUGGUGACGCGACUCCACGGAAUCGACGGGAGGCUAACGUUAGCUGAUGCUAACGCUACUUGAUAAAUGAAUAAUUUUUAACAGAGCUUUUACGACUCAUUUCAGGAUUUUAGCAUUUUAGAUAGUGUAAGAAACUUUUAUGAUAGAUUUUAUCAUGUUGUGUACUUUUAUGUUAAUGCUCAAUGACUGCCUGACGUAUUUAAGCUAAAAUAGAGCAGCAAACAUUAGCUUCCUAGCUGGCUAGUAGCUAACAUUGGCUAGUUGUCGACUUUAAACUGUCUUUAAGCCAAAGAAUCCUGUUUCAAAUGAGCUAAACCGACUACGGCUGCUUAUUAUUUUCACGCCACUUAACUGUAUCAGUUAAUGUUCACUAGUUAUAUAUGAGUCAAACUUUAUAUCUGAGGAUGGUCGUUCGUUUUGAGAUGCAAAAAUGAACGCUUCGUUCCAGAAUCCAGAUAUGCAAUCACCGAAUCACCAGCUUACUUAGUGCUUGGUGGCUAGCGCAGAGUUAGCCAGUCAAACUUGGAAUACUGCCCCCUGCUCACUUUAUGCGAGUGUCGCUUUGAGGCCUUUUCUGAAAUGAUCUCUUUUUUUUCCACCAAGAGGACCCUUUCACUGCCUUAAUGCAUCCCUGCCUCUGAAUGGAAUUUCUGUUUUGAAUGACUCUGGAUACUUGUAAAGCUUGACAAGGCUCUAAUCCACAGUUGGAGUUAGCUGGACUUGUUGACGUUUACUUCGUCAUAACAUAACCUGGAUUUACGAAGGAACUUGGAGUAAUAAUAUUCUUUGAAGAUGAUGUGCGAGGUGAUGCCCACCAUCAGUGAGGCCGAAGGCCCUGGUGGUGGAAAUGGCGGAGGCCGUCGAGGUUCCGGUUCACCACUUCAAUCUGACUCAGAGGGUCACUUUGAGUCGUUGAUGGUGUCUAUGCUGGAAGAGCGAGAUCGUCUUCUUGAGACCCUGAGAGAGACUCAAGAGAAUCUGGGCCUGACCCAGAGCAAACUGCAUGAAGUUAGCCAUGAAAGGGACUCACUACAGAGACAGCUGAACACUGCUUUGCCACAGGAAUUUGCUGCACUAACAAAGGAGCUGAACGUGUGCCGAGAGCAGCUUCUGGAAAAGGAGGAGGAGAUUGCAGAACUAAAGGCCGAGAGAAACAACACACGGCUCCUGCUAGAACACUUGGAGUGCUUGGUGUCUCGCCAUGAGCGCAGUCUGAGGAUGACUGUGGUGAAGCGGCAGGCUCAAUCUCCAGCAGGCGUCUCAAGUGAAGUGGAGGUCCUCAAAGCCCUGAAGUCACUUUUUGAACACCAUAAAGCCCUCGACGAAAAGGUUAGGGAGCGACUUCGUGUUGCUUUGGAACGAUGCAGCGCAUUGGAGGAACAGCUCACCUUUUCACACAAAGAACUGGCUUACCUCAGGGAACAGAACAGUCAGAAGAGAGGGUUGGCUGAUGGAACCAGCGAAGUUAACCACAACUCUGAAAACACACCAAGCACUAAUGGCAAGCGGUCAUCGGACGGUUCGUCGAGCCAGGAAGACGAGUCUGCACCUGGAUUCGGUAAGGUUGGCGAGCUCCAGGAGGUAAUGGACCGUCAGAUGGCCGAUUUGGGCCAAAUGAAGGAGCGCAUGGCUGCUAUGGCAUCACGCAUCACUGAGCUGGAGGAGGACCUGGACACAGCCCGAAAGGACCUUAUUAAGUCUGAAGACAUGAACACAAGACUACAGAGAGACCUCAGAGAGUCUAUGGCUCAGAAGGAAGACAUGGAGGAGAGGAUUACCACUCUAGAGAAGCGCUACCUGGCAGCUCAGCGAGAGGCUACCUCUGUCCACGACCUCAACGACAAGCUGGAGAAUGAAGUGGCCAAUAAAGACUCCCUCUACAGACAAACUGAAGAGAGAAACCGGCAACUUCAGGAAAAGCUGGAACUGGCUGAGCAGAAGCUGCAGCAGACCAUCCGGAAGGCAGAGACACUGCCAGAGGUGGAAGCAGAGUUAGCCCAGAGGGUCGCUGCUCUCACAAAGGCAGAGGAACGCCAUGGCAAUGUUGAAGAGAGACUGAGGCAGCUGGAGGCCCAGCUCGAGGAAAAAAACCAGGAGCUGCUCAGGGCACGGCAACGGGAGAAGAUGAAUGAGGAGCACAACAAGCGUCUGUCUGAGACGGUGGAUAAGCUCCUCUCAGAGUCCAAUGAAAGACUUCAGCUUCACCUCAAAGAGAGGAUGUCUGCCUUGGAGGAUAAGAAUGCCCUGAUUCGAGAACUCGAGCACACCAAAAAAUUAAUUGAGGAGUCCCACCAUGAGAAAGAGCAGCUCUUAAUCCAAAUUGAGACUAUGAGGGCAGAGAAUGAGCAGGGAAGGAGCAGGAGCAACUCGCUACUGCAUGGGCGGUCUCAGCUGGGCAGCACCCCAGAUUUCAGAUAUCCAGUGUCGGCCUCUUCGAUGAUGGACAGUAACUCGGACCAUUAUGGCAGCGCUCUCGUCCUGAGACGGCCUCAGAAGGGACGCGUGGCAGCGCUACGGGAUGAACCUUCCAAACGACAUGUGCAGACUUUAAAUGAGCAGGAGUGGGAGCGCAUGCAACAGGCUAAUGUGCUGGCAAAUGUGGCACAGGCCUUUGAGAGCGACAUGGACGCCUCAGACCUGGAGGAGGAUCGAGAGACAGUUUUCAGCUCGGUGGACCUGCUGUCCCCCGCUGGCCAGGCUGAUGCACAGACCCUUGCCCUGAUGUUGCAGGAGCAGCUGGAUGCUAUCAACAAUGAAAUCAGAAUGAUCCAAGAGGAGAAGGAGAGCACCGCUAUCCGGGCAGAGGAGAUAGAGUGCCGGGUAGGCAGUGGUGAUAGCCUUGGAGGACAUUUCCGCUCCAUGAGCUCCAUCCCUCCGUCGCUAUAUGCUGGCUCGUCAUUGGGCGGUUCUCCACCCGGCUCUGGCCACUCCACUCCGAGGCGCAUUCCCCGCAGCCCCAACAGAGAACUGGAUCGAAUGGGUGUCAUGACCUUGCCUAGUGACCUGCGCAAGCACCGCAGGAAGUCUACUCAAGAUGAUAAGGCUACUAUUCAUUGUGAGACGUCACCCCCCACUACUCCACGUUCCAUCCGACUGAAUAGGGAGGUGGGCCACGCCGCUAGUCACGAGGACAUCCGAGACAUCCGAGGGCUGAGCAGCCUGCAGGAUGGACAGGGCAGUAACCCAAGCAGUAGCAACAGCAGCCAAGACUCUCUCAACAAAGCAGCCAAGAAGAAAAGUAUCAAGUCAUCCAUUGGACGCCUGUUUGGGAAGAAAGAGAAAGGUCGGCCCAGCAUUCCUGGCAAGGAUCCUGCCAGCCAAGCUGGCACUCCCGAGGCAGAGAGCUCUCCGAAGGAUGGCUUGGGUGUGGGCACCCUUGGUGGUCCUGCAGAGAAAAACAGGAAGCUACAGAAGAAUCCAAAGACUGGGCAUGAAUUACUAGAAGAGGCUCGCAGACAAGGCCUCCCGUUUGCCCAGUGGGAUGGACCAACUGUUGUGGUUUGGCUGGAGCUGUGGGUGGGCAUGCCAGCCUGGUACGUGGCUGCAUGCCGUGCCAAUGUGAAGAGUGGAGCCAUCAUGUCAGCACUAUCAGACACAGAGAUCCAGCGGGAGAUUGGAAUCAGCAACCCACUGCAUCGUCUGAAGCUUCGUUUGGCCAUCCAGGAAAUCAUGUCUCUCACCAGCCCUUCAGCCCCACCGACCUCCAGAACGACAACAGGAAACGUUUGGGUCACACAUGAAGAAAUGGAAAGUUUGGCAGCCACGCCUCCCACGGAGGAUGACGAGGGUAGCUGGGCCCAGACUUUGGCGUACGGAGACAUGAACCACGAGUGGAUCGGUAACGAGUGGCUGCCCAGCCUGGGUUUGCCACAGUACCGCUCCUACUUCAUGGAGUCGCUGGUGGAUGCCCGCAUGCUUGACCAUCUAACCAAGAAGGAUCUUAGGGGACAGCUCAAGAUGGUGGACAGCUUCCACAGGAACAGCUUUCAGUGCGGUGUGAUGUGUCUGCGGAGGCUCAACUAUGACAGAAAGGAGCUGGAGAGGAGGAGGGAGGAGUCCAUGCUGGAGUUUAAAGAUGUGCUGGUGUGGAGUAAUGAGCGUGUCAUCAGUUGGGUUCAGGCCAUUGGUCUCAAAGAGUACAGCAGCAACCUUUGUGAGAGUGGCGUCCAUGGUGCACUGCUCGCCUUGGAUGAUACCUUUGAUCACAACGCCCUGGCCCUGCUGCUGCAGAUCCCCACUCAGAACACACAGGCCCGGGCGACUCUUGAGCGUGAAUACAGCAGUCUGCUGGCGAUGGGCACAGACAGGAGAAUGGAAGAGGAUGAUGAUAAGAACUUCCGCCGUGCUCCCUCAUGGAGAAAGAAGUUCAGGCCCAAAGACAUGAGGGGGAUGUCCUUGGGUGCAUCAGAUACCCUGCCUGCCAACUUCCGAGUUACCAGCAGUAGUGCGGCAUCUCCCUCGACUCAGCCAAAGAGGAGCCCGAUGGAUGGAAGUCAGUCUAUACAGAGGCUGGACACUGCCACAGUCAGGACCUACUCUUGUUAACACACAACGUUUAUCCUCAUUAUUUCUAUAGGUAACCGCUGGUCAGACGAUGAAGGGGAAUUCCCUGCAUUCAAGACCAGGAUGAUGAACUGAAAUAACUUGCAAGGACCCUACAAAGAUAUUUUGCUUCUUGCUGACAUCACAGAGAAAGACUUUACUCACUAAUUUCAGUAUCCCUAGAAGAGCUUUUCUAGAUUUACCUACAUUUGUUAUUAUAUAUUUAUGUAAACCAAUGGGAUUGUUGAUUUUAGAAUUUCUAUGUAACCCCUUUUUGCCUCUCUCCUCUUAAUCACCCCCCCACCUUUUUUUAAUUUUAUUUUAAUAAAAGCAACAUUUCUCCACUGUGCCCGCAUUAAGCUCAACUCUCAGAUGUAUGUAACUGAAUAUUUCAACAAUCUGGAGUUUGUAUAUUUCUACCAACAGACAUUUCAUCUAAUCUUUUUUUAUAAUUCUGAUUCAGUUGAACAGAUGUAUGUUUUUGUCUCUCAUAUUUGAUUUGAAUUCUAAUCAAUGAAUUAAUUCUCAAGUGACUUGGAUACGUGAUAUAACUUAAUUCAUAUCUUUGCCCUUUUUAACUGUUGUAAUAUUAGUAGCUUAUUACUUGUGAUUUAGUGUAAAUGCAGCUCUUAGGUCAGUGGAUGUGUGAAUAUCAGAGAAAUUGCUGGAGUCGUCAAACCGUUUCACAAACUGCUCAACACUGUGAGUCCUCCAUCUAACUGCUGGCAAGCCCAGGCGAUGGUGACAACACAUAUCAUGUGAAACGCAAUAUAUUUCUCUCUUGUCUGUUUAUUUUCCAUACCUGUGAUACCAAAAUGAAACUCUUAAAGAAUUAAAGCCAUAUAAUUGUAGCAAGGAUAAAAACUACAGAGGGCUACAUUUGGAUGCAAGUAAAAAACAACAGAUUUCCAGGUUCUCUGCAGUUUACCUUGCAUGCAGAAUCCACUCCGCUUAUAUGCACGCUUAUAUGCACCCAAUUUAUCCCUUUAACAAAAUCUUCCUCACCUCUGGAGAAAUGCUCACUCGUGCAGAAGAUCGUUAAACAAAUGUGUGGAUGACUCCAAAGUGUGGAAACUCCUUCAACGGACCAACUUCACUGAGGCCUCAGUCGAUCCCCACUGUCACCAGAAGCCCCUGAUGGUGGUGCAGUCCACCAGCAACCCCUUUUUAAAAACACUCUGUACAAAGAUUUUAUAUCAAGCCUUACUGUUUAACUCCUCUCUGUCGUCUCUUCUUAUUUAUUAUUACUCAUUCGUGUUUUGUGGCGUCAGUAAUGCUUCCAGAGCUACGUCUGAAUGUUGCAGUGCUACUUAUGUUUUUCCGUCUACACUCACAACACGGGUUCCAGCAUAAGCCUUUGUGGCAAAUGAGUCGGAACCGGAGACUUUUCUUUUCACUCUACAUGUAGUUGAAGCUGACAUUAGAAAUGUUUUUUGUUUGUGAUUUAGCCAUUUAUGCACAAUGCAAAUCAUGUUGCUGUUUUUAUUCCUGCUCUUCCUGAUGAAUCUUCUGAUCUUGUAACAAUGAUGUACAGUCUGAGUACUUAUAAACUAUUUUUAUCACAGUAUUAUUUAUUGCUUACUUUCAAUAAAAUACUGAAACCUAUUUUCCACUGCAAA